UCCUCUUCCCUUCGCCUCCGCCCCGGCCUGGCUCUCAGGCGUUGCCGAGGCUCCUCCUGCCUUGCCGGUCGCAGCGAAGGGCGAGCGGGGCGGCUGGAGUUUCGGCGGCCGGGCAGGCAGCGCUGCGGUUCGGGGCGGGCGAAGGGAACGCGAGGGCCGAGCAGGCGGAGGCGACGCAGGUUGCUGAGCAUAGUAUUUGCUUUAAGAGGUCGCGUGUGAAAGCUUCAUGCAGUACACAGAGGCAGCACAUCCUCGGAGGAGAGUGUGCAGGGAGCAGCUUCAACUCUGUGGUUCCAGUUAUCCCAUUAUCUGUGAUUCUGAAGAACACGUCAGAGAGAGAGGAAGAGACUAAAUGGAUCUUAAGACAGCAGUAUUCAAUGCAGCUCGGGAUGGCAAGCUGCGGCUUCUCACCAAGUUACUGGCAAAUAAAACUAAAGAAGAAGUGGCCUUGCUGGUGUCAGAAAAAACAAAUGGUGCCACACCCCUUUUGAUGGCAGCCCGCUAUGGCCAUCUAGACAUGGUGGAACAUCUACUGGAACAGUGCAGUGCUUCUAUAGAAGUUGGUGGCUCUGUGAAUUUUGAUGGUGAGACUAUUGAAGGUGCACCACCAUUAUGGGCAGCAUCAGCAGCUGGCCAUUUGAAGGUGGUCCAGUCUUUAUUAAAUCAUGGAGCAUCUGUCAACAAUACCACUUUGACAAACUCAACACCUCUUAGAGCUGCCUGUUUUGAUGGUCAUCUAGAAAUUGUAAAGUAUCUUGUGGAACACAAAGCUGACCUCGAAGUAUCAAACCGCCAUGGGCAUACAUGCCUUAUGAUAUCGUGUUAUAAAGGGCACAAAGAAAUCGCUCAGUAUUUGCUUGAAAAAGGAGCUGAUGUAAAUAGAAAAAGUGUCAAAGGAAACACAGCAUUGCAUGAUUGUGCAGAAUCUGGUAGCCUGGAAAUCAUGAAGAUGCUUCUCAAAUAUUGUGCAAAGAUGGAAAAAGAUGGCUAUGGAAUGACUCCCCUUCUCUCUGCUAGUGUUACAGGUCACACAAACAUAGUUGACUUUUUGACCCAACAUGUUGAAACUAGCAAAGUAGAACGUAUAAAUGCACUGGAACUCCUGGGAGCCACCUUUGUGGAUAAAAAGAGAGAUUUGCUUGGUGCUUUGAAAUACUGGAAAAGAGCUAUGGAUAUGAGAUACAGUGAUAGGACUAACAUACUGAGCAAACCUGUGCCUCAAACGUUAAUAAUGGCCUACGAUUAUGCCAAGGAGGUGAACAGUGCCGAAGAGCUAGAAAACCUUAUUGCAGACCCUGAUGAGAUGAGAAUGCAGGCCUUGUUAAUUAGAGAACGUAUUCUUGGCCCAUCUCACCCAGAUACGUCCUACUAUAUUCGGUACAGAGGUGCUGUCUAUGCAGACUCUGGAAACUUCAAACGAUGCAUCAAUCUGUGGAAGUACGCUUUGGACAUGCAGCAGAGCAAUUUGGACCCCCUGAGCCCUAUGACUGCGAGUAGUCUGCUUUCGUUUGCUGAACUCUUCUCCUUCAUGCUUCAAGACAGAGCAAAAGGCCUGCUGGGCACAACAGUUACAUUUGACGAUCUCAUGGGUAUACUGUGCAAAAGUGUCCUCGAAAUAGAACGUGCCAUCAAGCAAACUCAAUGUCCGCCUGACCAAAUACAGCUCAACAAAGCCCUUUCCAUCAUUUUGCAUUUAAUUUGCUUGCUGGAGAAAGUUCCUUGUAGUCCCGAGCAAGAUCAUUUCAAGAAACAAACUAUAUAUCGAUUUCUUAAGCUACAUCCUAGAGGAAAGAAUAACUUCAGCCCACUCCACCUUGCUGUUGACAAGAACACCACAUGUGUGGGGCGCUACCCAGUUUGUAAAUUUCCUUCUUUGCAAGUCACUGCUAUACUAGUGGAAUGUGGCGCGGAUGUAAAUGCUAGAGACUCUGAUGACAACAGCCCUUUGCACAUAUCUGCACUGAACAACCAUCCUGACAUCAUGAAUCUUCUUAUCAAGUCAGGAUCACAUUUUGACGCAACAAACUUGCAUAAACAAACUGCUAUUGACUUGCUGGAUGAGAAGGAAAUGGCAAAGAACUUGAUCCAGCCCAUCAACCACACUACACUGCAGUGUCUUGCUGCCCGUGUAAUUGUGAAUUAUUGCAUAGGUUACCAAGGGCACAUCCCAGAAAAACUUGAGAACUUUGUUUUGCUCCAUAGAUGACAGUCUGACAAUAGGCCCUUGGUACUGUGGGAGCACGAGUUAGUAACAUCAAUUGUUGCUUUCUCAAGCACUGUUGUGAUAUGCCAGCGAUACACCAUCAUUCAUUCAGCUUGGUCCAUCCUGCUCAUUGGCUAAAGCAUUAUUAGAAUCAGAUCUGCAGAAUUGGUUGCCCAAUAUUUAAAACAUACCAUAUAAUAUAUUUUGUGGAUUAUUUAGAAAUGUAAUGCUAUAUUUGGACUCACUAAAAUUUGUCUGCCAAAGGCUUGUCUACUCUGGUUUAGUUUGCCUGUUGGUUGUUUGGGACUGAACUGAAUAAUUUUCGUGGUGUUGUCUUAUUCUUACUGGUGUGUGGAUUUUAUAUAGUUGGGAAGUCAUCUUUUUGUUCUUGCUUGAGCAUUUCUAUUCUUUUUUUCUAAUGGGUUCAUUGCUGAACUAUACAAGUUGUAUGGACUUGUUAACAUUUGCAAUUACCAUAAGUGCUUUUAUCCUCUCUAUGCACUGGCUUGAACAUGACUGUUUGUGUGUUGGCAUAUUUCUAUGCAGCAGUUGGCCAUUGUCAGCUCUGACACUGUUUUCUUGCAGUUUGUUAGAGAACUCUUUGAAAAUAUACCCUUUACAGUUUGA
This is a messenger RNA of Lacerta agilis (Sand lizard), 2830 nucleotides long. RefSeq names its product fem-1 homolog C (gene FEM1C). Bases 353 to 2206 code for a protein of 617 amino acids. Gene Ontology annotation, molecular function: protein binding. The record is from RefSeq and is a predicted model, not a curated record. The transcript is spliced from 3 exons. NCBI's taxonomy places the organism in Eukaryota, Metazoa, Chordata, Lepidosauria, Squamata, Lacertidae.